AUGAGCCUGGACAAUGAUAGAAAGAGGUCACCUGAGACAGACCAUCUACCGUCAAAGAAAGCCAAGGUGCUAGAUGAGCUCAGCACCGAGGGCCCGCUCAGCCAGGCCGACGUUGUCUAUUUCAAAAAGGAGGCCAUCUACAGACAGAUGCUCAACUAUAAAGAGCAAGUACUCAAAUUGCAAGGCAAGGCGAAACGGCUCUCGAUGGAGUCCGAGGGAGUCAAACAUGUCAUUACCGUGUUGACGGCAUGGUACAACCAGAUAUUGGCGUUGUUUGACAAUAACGAAGGGACCAAUGAAGAUGUGUUGGUGCCGUUUCCAGAAUCAACGGAUGACGAAAAGCUAGAACAGCUAAGACGAGCAGUGUCAAGAGCAUUGUCGUCAACGUUGCCUCUAAACUUUGACGCAACAAAGCUCCAACAGUUGAGUUCCAUCAAAAGCCAGAACCAGAUACUAGCGAGGGAGAAUGAGUCGCUCUUGGUGCAAGUUGACCAGUUGCAAAAGGAAAUCCUUGGUUUGAUCAACCUGCGAGAACGCAACGCGUCAAAGACGCUAAAGAGAGUCGACGACAGUCGGAAGGAAGUUAGUGAAGAUGUAAAAGUCAAAGAGGAAACACCGCAGCCUGUGCCGAGUGGUGACCAAAACGGAAACUCUCGCGAUGUAGGCGACGAGCAAUGGGAGAAAUUAAACUUGGAGCUUGAGCAGCUAAAGUCGUGCAACCAGGUGCUAAACAGUCAGCUCGAGGAAAUGACAGGCUCGAAUAAGGCCCUUUUGUUGAAAACCACCGCGUUGGAGAGCAAGAUACACAACUUGGACGAGUCCGACUUGCAGGAGAAUGUGAUUUACAAAAAGAUUGUUAAAAACAACCAGUCCUUGCAGGAGCAGAUUAGCAAAGUCAGCAAACUAAACACGGUGAAUGUCGCAAAGUUGACCGAGUUUGAAGAAAAACACAACGAGCUCAAAAGCUUGAUAGAGGCUGAUAUUGUCAAGGAGAAUGAGAGCUUGAAGCAGACCUUGGCCAAAGUAGAGCAGGACUUGGUCCGCGUGAGAACAACACGCGACGAGCUUUUGGGCAAAAAUACGUUGCUAUCCAAGCAAAUUGAAGACCAAAAGACUGCCGCGGCACUUCUCGAGUUGAAUGCGGUGUACUCAAAGAGGAUCGAUGAGCUCAUCCAGAGUCGAGUUGAAGUUAGCGGAGAUGCUAAAAUCGAACUCCUAAAUAACGAAAUUAAGGAAAUCGAAAGUGCAUUUAAGCAAACCAGAGAGUUUGCUAUGAAGAAAAUGUCCACAGCAAUAGACCACGAAAACCAAGUGAAGAAGCUAACAAUUGAAAAAAACAAGGCGGACCAGAAAUACUUUGCAUCGAUGAGACUCAAGGACUCGCUCAGCAGUGAAAAUAAGGUAUUGAAGCAGCAAGUUGCCAAGUCGCAGGAUUUGGUAAAGAGUUUCACCGAGCUUGAGCUGAACUAUCUCAACAAAAUCGAGGUCUUGACAAAGUCAAUUGUCGACUACAAGAUCAUCAAGGAAAACUCGUUGCAGGAUAACUAUAACUUGCAAGAUAGUAUCAAAAACUUAAACGUCAUCAAGGACUCCCUAGAGAAAGAUGUGGAACGAAAAGAGGCCAAGAUCGUUUCCAUGACCACGGAGGUGGUGGAAUUGAAAGACCAAUUGAACAAACAAAGCUUACAGUUGGACUCACUAAGAAAAGAGUUUGCAAACGCAGAGAGCUUAAUCAACAAGUACCGAACCAACAACACCGACUCAAUCAUCCAAGAAGACGAGCAACAGUUGGAGGCGUUGCGGUCGAUUGCAAAGUGUUCGGUGUGCACAAAGAACUGGAAAGACACGGCGAUAACCGUGUGUGGGCAUGUGUUUUGCUCCAAAUGCACGCAAGAACGGCUAGCUGCGCGGUUGAGGAGGUGUCCCACUUGCAACAAAGGCUUUUCCAUCAAUGAUCUUUUAACUGUUCAUUUAUAA
Messenger RNA from Lodderomyces beijingensis, 1977 nucleotides. The record is from the annotation of a GenBank genome assembly. NCBI's taxonomy places the organism in Eukaryota, Fungi, Ascomycota, Pichiomycetes, Serinales, Debaryomycetaceae.